AUGGUGAUUCCAAUCCAGUCGCGUCUUCGCGGCCUGUCGCCGACUAAAUCGGCGAUCCUGGCACCUGUUGCUAGUAACGACUCUGCUGAGUUCGGCUUCAGCUACAGCGGUAGCUCCUUUGAAUGCUCGCCUCUCUCCAACCCGUCUGCUCCUCCACCAACUCCCACCGACUCUUUGACCGAUAUUCACCCUCGCAAGUCAUCCUUCUCCAGUGAGUAUGGGAUGGGCGCCGCCUGUGCCUUCCCAUCCUGGCCAAAUCGCCCUGAGCUGUACAGCGGCGACUCCAGCGACUCCUUCGUCAACAACGCGUACCUGACGGACGAGGAUCUACUCUGGAUGCCCGAGAACGCGGGUAUCGCCGAAUGCUGCGAAGAGACUGCCACCAAACAGCAACAGCCCCAGAUCUUCUCCUCCAUGACCAUGGAGCAACAGCUCAAGCUGGUCCGCGCUGCGGCCGAGGAAGAAGACCGCGCCCGCUUCAUGGCCAAGGUCGAGGCCCAUGCCCGAGCUACUCAAGUCGUGCGACAAGCCCAGUUGGCUCGAGUCUGCGAGUCUGAGUCCAACACUAGCUCCACCACUAUUACCACCACGAAGCGCAGCAGCAAGAAACGUCGUCCCGUCCUGACCCCCCAAGCGUCGCGCCCACUCGUCAUCGGCCAAGGUCAUGACCAGCAACUAAGAACCUACGCUACAUCCACACCACUGUCGGUUGUAGCGCGGGCGCUUCAACACAACAACACUCGACGAGAUACCAUUUACGACGACGACACUUCUAUUCUUUCUCAUGUCUUCUACCCACCAAUACUUUUCCAUAUCUACAACGACCAGCCCUUCCAUGCAUUUGGUUGGAGCUCCUAA
Molecule: messenger RNA, 858 nt
Organism: Penicillium cosmopolitanum
Lineage: Eukaryota; Fungi; Ascomycota; Eurotiomycetes; Eurotiales; Aspergillaceae
Exons: 1
Coding region: 1-858 (285 amino acids)
Source: RefSeq, a predicted model, not a curated record